AUGGAAGGGAUCUUCAAUAGUAAGGAUCUUUACGAAUACCUCGAGGAGCAAAAGCAUUCGGGAAUAUCAAAGACCAGAAGGAUAUCCUUGUACUACAAGGCAACAUCGAAAAGUGUGGGAGACGACGAAUACUCAUUGAGGAUAUGGCUGGAUUACAUCCAAUUGCUUAUGGAUGGAACAAAAGAUACAACAGAGGCCAGGGAGACAUUUAAGAUGAUAAAGAUGAGAUUUUGUAAGUUCUACAACUAUUGGGAAGCUUACAUCCGAUUUGAGAUAGAGACAGGAAACGAAAAUCUCGGGAAGAUUUUGCAGCACAGCAUCGAUUUUGUUAAAGUGAAAGAGUUUCCCGAAAAGAAAAAUGUGCUGGAUUAUUUGGAGUGUGUGAUAUCUUAUGUCCGUAAUCAGCAAGACUUGUCUGUAUUCUGCAGAAGCCCAGAGAAAAGUCUUGAUGCAGACGGAAGGUUCACCAGUCUUUUUGAGACCCAAAUGGGAGACCGUGGAGGCAAGAUUUUGAAGAAGGAUCAGAAAGAGCCCAGGUAUGAGUAUGAAGGAGGGAGAGGGCUCUUUCCAAGAAACGAUGAUAUUUACUCUACGCCUGGAGAAUGUAAAGAAAACCUGAGCAAUAGAAGCAAGACUGACAGUAGUAGCCAGACAUUGCUCUCCAGCUUGGAUACAAAGACUGGAAAUCACGGUAGUUCAUUCUUUGGGACAAUACCUGUUAGAUUUGAGAAGGAGGAUUACUCCCAGGGAAUAACUGCAGAGAUAAAUGCAGCUUUGGGAAAAGCAGGUUCGGAGGAAAGCAGCUCAUCUCCUCGAUCGGGAACGAUAAGAGCCAGGGAGAAGAUAUCUGUUAAAGGGAAGGAUAUUGAAAUACUUAAGCAAAUAGGAAAGGGAGGAAGUAGCAAGGUGUACAAAAUUCUCCUGGGAAACAGUGUGUACGCUUUGAAAAGAGUCGAACUUGUUGGAGACGAAAAGAUGCUUAACUCCUAUAUCAACGAGAUAAAUCUACUUUACAAGUUCAAGGGGGCGCCGGAGAUAGUUGAGAUCAUAGACCAUGAGGUAAAUGAGGACUAUCUACACAUUCUACUGGAAUAUGGAGAAACCGAUUUAUCCCAAAUCAUAAAAAGAGGAAACCUAAGCAUAAACUUCAUUAAGGAUGUGUGGGAGCAGAUGCUCCUGAUAGUGAAGAGGGUUCACAUGGAAAGAAUCAUUCAUUGCGAUCUUAAGCCUGCAAACUUCUUGUUUGUCAAAGGACGUGUCAAGCUCAUAGACUUCGGGAUAUCCAAGGUCAUAAGAAACGACACCACCAGCAUUCUCUCUGAAGAGCAAUGUGGAACAGUAAACUACAUGUCUCCAGAAGCAGUUACGCAAAACAAAUCAAAGGUAGCCCGAAGCUCGGACAUUUGGUCUCUAGGAUGCAUACUGUAUGAAAUGGUUCAUUCGAAGCCUCCGUUGCAUGAAUAUCCUAAUUUGAUCCAAAAGAUCCAGAAACUGCAAGAGUACUCGGAAUUCAAAUAUUCAAGUGAGAAUAAACUUGCCGUCAUGGUUAUGAAGGAGUGUCUUGUCCGAGAUCCAAAAAAAAGGCCAACCAUAGACAAUCUUCUUAACCACAGGUUCCUCACCGGGGAAAUCCAUCUAGAGCCGCUCCGAGAGCUGGUAACAAAAAUCCUUAGAAUCAGUGGAAAGGACAAGGCUGACCCAGCAUAUGUUGACAAGAUAACUGAGCAGCUUUGGAAUGACCAUGGAUAA
This is a messenger RNA of Encephalitozoon intestinalis ATCC 50506, 1749 nucleotides long. RefSeq names its product Mps1-like Thr/Tyr dual specificity protein kinase. Gene Ontology annotation, biological process: chromosome segregation; mitotic spindle assembly checkpoint signaling; protein localization to kinetochore. Gene Ontology annotation, molecular function: protein binding; ATP binding; protein serine/threonine/tyrosine kinase activity. Lineage: Eukaryota; Fungi; Microsporidia; Unikaryonidae. Gene Ontology annotation, cellular component: spindle; nucleus; kinetochore. The record is from RefSeq and is a predicted model, not a curated record. The transcript has a single exon. Bases 1 to 1749 code for a protein of 582 amino acids.